AGACUAUACCGACCUACUAUUAGCAUGGCGAAUAGGAAGCUACAGAAGGAUAUUGAAAUUAUAUUCAAAAAGAUCCAGGAGGGAUUGCAUGAAUUCCACUACCAUUAUGACCGUUACGAGAGCAUAAACACCGACGAGGACUCUGAUAAUCAACGAGAAAAGGAAAAGUUGGAAGGUGAUCUUAAAAAGGAAAUUAAACGAUUGCAGAAAUUCCGGGAACAGAUCAAAAAUUGGCAACUGAAUGACGUAAUCAAAACUCUCGGACUACCGGGGAAUGCCCUUGGGGUAAAACUAAACGACAACAAGAAACUCAUCGAGGAAGCCAUGGAGAUUUACAAAGAUGUCGAAAGGCUGUCUAAGUUGAAGACAUUCUCCAACCAGUCGAUCAUGAUGGCAUUCAUGGAUAGUCAACAUGGUGAUGACGAUGACGAUGAUGACGAAGAUACUGAUGAGGAAUUUUUGGAGCAUAUCGAUAGCAGUGACGAAGAUGAGGAAGAAGAUUAUGCUGACCUACCCUCGGAUGCUAUUGAAGCCAUACAAUAUCUCAAGGACACCAUAAUACAAAUUAGAGACCUGACUCAGAAAUUGAAUCAUGAGUAUGAAAAACUAGCGCAAAAGAAGUUGCGAAAGAACAACUUAACUACUAUUGAAGCCAAGAAGGAAAAAAUUCAAGCCACCAUUGAAAAUAACAAGUUCCAUUGUAAGAAGAUUUUGAAAUUGAUCAGACUAUUGAAAGCUAAUCGAGUGAAUGAAUUUGGAUUAAUAUGGCUACUAAAGGAUGAUUUGGAUGAAUAUGUUAGUUCUAAUGGUGAUUCCAACUUUUCAAGUGAAACAACAUUGUAUGAAGAUAUAUUCAACCUGAUUGUAGCUGCAGAUCAAGAUUAUUCUGAAAUUUAUGAAGAAAAAGAUGACGAUUCUCAAACUCUCGACAGUACUACCAAUGGAUCUAUUCUUUCUGAAACCAACAGCCAUCCACAAAAACUCAAUGGUCAUGCCGACGCGCCCCAACCUAGGCAACAAUCUCAGCAGCUGGCGCACCCCCUUCAGCAACCUCCUCAACCACAACUCCAACAGCAACCCAACAGUCCCGAUCUUUCCAGUCCUGGUAUUGUAAGAACGUUGAAACCAGCGGCAACUCCUUCCAAACCUGUUGGUAAUUUGAAAUGGGCCGCUGCAGCCGCAGUUGGAAUACCAGAAACGUCCACAACAAAAUCAAGAUCGCAAGAACCAGAGUCAAAUGGAAGUCAUCAACCUGACUCAUCUCCUACCCACAGGAGUAGUGUCACAUCAUCGUCUUCACCAGAACAAGCCAAGGUUCAAGCAGCAGCACAACAACAACAACAACAACAACAUCAACAACAUCAACAACAUCAACAACAACAACGACCUUUGGUUGUUGAAAACAUCAAUCUUGACAAAUACAAAGCAAUUGUUCAAAACUCAUCGUUACCUAAGACUGAAGUUAAUUUAUUUUCUGAUAUGAAUUUGAUUCGAGUCCCACCAGGUAUUCAAGAUUUGGUUAUUUCAUUUGCAUCCAAGAGAAAUCACGAUGAAUGUAAAUUAUUAGUGAACUCGACCGAGUUUAAUCAAUUUACUACCCCGAUUCGUAAAAAGUACCUUCCGAGUGUUGUUCAACCCUUGAACUUAUCGUUCACUCCGGGAUUCAGACACCCAACUCAAUUAAUGAAAUUUCAAUCAAUUUGGAAUCAAAUUAGAGCCACCUAUGGAUUUGAGAAAUUAGUCAAUGAAAUAAAAUCCUUGGCUAGCCAGGAUAAACCUGACAAUGCAGCCCUUGUAGCCGAAUUGACCUAUGUGCUUUUCUAUGGGUUUUAUUAUGGAUUGACACCAGCUGAAAAUUUGAUUGCUGAAUCAUAUUUGUUUGACUUGGGUUGGAAACCUUAUAAGGCUCAAUUAGAUAACAAUUCUUCAUCACCACUUCAUAUUUCAUCACCUACUGUGAAGGAUGAUUCCAAAUCAGCUGCCCCAACCGGUAGUUAUUGGUUUAAGAGAAUUAAAUUGAUAUCUGAAGGUACCACAGCUAAUCCUGGUUUUGAAUUUGGUGAUUAUCAAGUAUUUGAUUUGAACUUUUGGGAAAUAUUUGUUAGGUAUGGGUUUAAGUUUGAUUAUACUCUUUGUCAAUUUAACCCAUCAACUAGUAUUUUCUAGUAGUGUUGUUUUGUUUUGUUGGAUGUUUUUUGUAUAUGCUUAAAUAAAAUCGUAAAUGGUGUCUGACUGUAAGAUUGGAUCACUUGAAGUUAAAAUAUGCUGAGUUGUCUCAUAUGUUGAAUUGGCAACUCCGUCGUCUGAGAAUAUGAUGUUGUUAUCGUUGCUCCCUAGAAUUUCGGACUGCAUACUCGACGACAGUAACAUGUCUGAUUCUUCCUCUAACUCCUUCUGUACAACAUAUGUGUAUGUUUUACCGUUUCUGGCAACCAA
This is a messenger RNA of Spathaspora passalidarum NRRL Y-27907, 2436 nucleotides long. It is a transcript of the gene NOT3, whose product is annotated as CCR4-NOT core subunit. The transcript has 2 exons. Gene Ontology annotation, biological process: nuclear-transcribed mRNA poly(A) tail shortening; regulation of DNA-templated transcription. The record is from RefSeq and is a predicted model, not a curated record. Gene Ontology annotation, cellular component: nucleus; P-body; CCR4-NOT core complex. Lineage: Eukaryota; Fungi; Ascomycota; Pichiomycetes; Serinales; Debaryomycetaceae. The coding region runs from base 25 to 2166 and encodes 713 amino acids.